Molecule: messenger RNA, 809 nt
Organism: Tripterygium wilfordii
Lineage: Eukaryota; Viridiplantae; Streptophyta; Magnoliopsida; Celastrales; Celastraceae
Product: 54S ribosomal protein L37, mitochondrial-like
Exons: 2
Coding region: 87-620 (177 amino acids)
Cellular component (GO): mitochondrial large ribosomal subunit
Molecular function (GO): structural constituent of ribosome
Source: RefSeq, a predicted model, not a curated record
GUCUCACAAUUUGGGUGGGAUCGGAACCAAGCGGGGUCAGGUGGAAUAUCGAAAUUUUCCAUCAAUUCAGAUUUCAGAAAACCUAAAUGCUAAAGCACCGUCGCCUCGCCACGCCACUCGCAGCUUCUAGCCUUCUUCCACAGUCCCACUCACACUCCCAGUUUCUUCCUCAAGUCCACCGUCGGUCGUCGCCGCGUCGCCACUCGCCACACCUCUCGGCUCCCUCUCUAGCGAAAAGAUGCUUGAGAGGCUUCAUCACUAUCAAGGAAAUCGGUGGGUUGUUGGGUCGACGAACAUUUUCUGCUGGCGGUGGUAAAGCAAAGAAGGGCUCUAAAGGGGGUGGUGCCAGUGAUGCUCCUAAAGCAUCAAUACUUACUAAAGAAGUCAAGUCUACAACAGUGGUUGGUGCCAAUAUUCUCAAGGAUGGAGCAGAUCCCAAGAUACUUCCAGAUUCUGAAUACCCUGAUUGGCUCUGGCAUCUGCUUGAUAAACGCACACCAUUGAGUGAAUUAAGAAGGAAGAAUACUGAAACUCUUCCUUACGAGGAUCUCAAGCACUUUGUCAAGCUGGACAAUCGAGCAAGUAUCAAGGAAAACAAUUCUAUUAAGGCCAAGAACUAGUGUAAAGAAAUGUGUAACAACUAGUGUUUUCUGUCCAUUGCCAUGCAUCUUUUUCGUUUAGGAUAGUAGCAUAAACUAUCUUGCUAAUUUAAGCAGCAGCAAAAACUUCCAUUUAUUUGUCUUUGCCUUUCCCCUUUUGAAACAAUGUCUUAUAGACGAAUAUAAUGGUCUGCUUCAUGUGAUCUGAAA